GGCCUUAAUUAUUGUUUGCUCUGUAAACCAAGCAGGAAGUUAUAUUGAAGCAGCUUUUCUUCCUCACUUUAUAAAUAUUGGAGGUGGUUGCUCUGUGCACUCUUGCAGGUUGUUCGUUGGUUGGUUGUUUUGGGGCUUCUCUGAUUUUUGUUCCUUUCUUUUAUGUUUUUUGUCCUCCUUCAAUGGCUCUCUGCUUCCUUCACUCCUCUUUCACUCUGCUCCUGCUACUUUCUUGCUUCUCUGCUUCUCUGUUCCUCUGCAAUGCCUAUUUCCCCUUGAAGCACCGCCACCAACACCAUCCUCGCUUCGCCAGCCACAACUACAGGGAUGCUCUCACCAAGUCCAUCCUCUUCUUUGAAGGCCAGAGAUCUGGGAGGCUCCCUCGCAGCCAGAGGGUCACUUGGAGGAGAGACUCUGGCCUCUCAGAUGGGGCUGCUGCCAAUGUGGAUUUGGUGGGAGGAUACUAUGAUGCAGGGGACAAUGUGAAAUUUGGGUUCCCAAUGGCGUUCACCACCACUAUGCUCUCAUGGAGUGUGAUUGAGUUUGGUGGGUUGCUGAAGGGAGAGUUAGGGCAUGCCAAGGACGCCAUUCGCUGGGCCACUGACUAUCUCCUCAAAGCCACUGCUCAUCCGGACACCAUCUACGUUCAGGUGGGUGAUGCUUAUAAGGACCACUCAUGUUGGGAGAGACCAGAGGACAUGGACACUCCAAGGAGUGUGUACAAGAUAGACAGGAGCAACCCUGGCUCUGAUGUGGCCGGUGAAACAGCUGCUGCUCUUGCCGCUGCCUCCUUGGUCUUCAGGAGGAGUGACCCCUCUUACUCCAAGCUCUUGGUCAUGAGGGCCAUCAGGGUUUUCCAGUUUGCUGAUAAGUACAGAGGAUCGUACAGCAAUGGGCUGAAAAAUGUUGUGUGCCCCUUCUAUUGCUCUUUCUCCGGCUACCAGGAUGAGUUGUUGUGGGGAGCUGCUUGGCUGCAUAAGGCCACAAAGAACCCAACUUUUCUCUACUACAUUGAAGUGAACGGACAGACCCUUGGAGCUGCUGAAUAUGACAACACCUUUGGUUGGGACAACAAGCAUGCCGGUGCUAGAAUCCUGCUGUCCAAGUCUUUCUUGGUGCAGAAUGUGCAGUCCCUCCAUGACUACAAGGGCCACGCAGAUAACUUCAUCUGCUCCGUCAUACCGGGGGCUUCUUCCGCCCAAUACACCCCAGGCGGUCUUCUGUUCAAGAUGAGCGAUGCCAACAUGCAGUAUGUGACCUCCACCUCCUUCUUGCUCGUGACCUACGCCAAGUACUUAACCUCGGCCCGCAGGUUCGUCGAUUGUGGAGGCACCCCCAUCACUCCGAGCAGACUCCGCAGCAUCGCCAAGAAACAGGUGGACUAUCUACUUGGGGACAACCCUUUGAGAAUGUCCUACAUGGUGGGCUACGGCCCGCGGUAUCCGCAGAGGGUCCACCACCGGGGAUCGUCCCUCCCUUCCGUUGCUUCCCACCCGGCGAAGAUCCAGUGCUCCUCGGGCUUCAGCUUCAUGAACUCGCAGUCGCCCAAUCCGAACAUCCUUGUGGGGGCUAUAGUGGGCGGCCCGGACCAGCACGACCGGUUCCCAGAUCAACGGUCCGAUUACGAGCAGUCCGAGCCAUGUACCUACAUGAACGCGCCCCUGGUCGGCACGCUGGCUUAUCUAGCCCACUCGUUCGGGCAGCUCUGAAGCUCGAGGCGAGGCCCAAGACAUUGCUUUUCGAUUUCUCUUUUCUUUUCUUUUUCCCUUUCUGCUGUGUUCUAAGUUUGGAAGUCGAGAUUAGAGUCCUAGAAAGGUGCGACGGGGUUGAAGAGACGGCGCCCGAAAAGAAAUGGGUCGAGUCCGAGCCUCCUAGCAUGUGAAAGACACCAGUCGUGAAGGUGUAGAUAGGUGGUUUUUAGAUCUAUCACAUGAGGAAAAUGAUGCUGUGUCGUGUCGCUUGUCGUUACGCAGUGUCCUAUGAGUCCAAGUUUCGUGCCAGGAACGCGACUCUGUCUCGUUUAAUGAGGGAUGACUUGGUUCUUGAAUGGAUGGAACUGCUCUGUUUUUUGUCCAGAGGGUUUGUUACUCUUGGAGUUUUUUGGAACUCGCAAUCAUGUCCUCUAGUGCCUCAACA
Messenger RNA from Rhodamnia argentea, 2136 nucleotides. RefSeq names its product endoglucanase 17. Gene Ontology annotation, biological process: carbohydrate metabolic process. Lineage: Eukaryota; Viridiplantae; Streptophyta; Magnoliopsida; Myrtales; Myrtaceae. Gene Ontology annotation, molecular function: hydrolase activity, hydrolyzing O-glycosyl compounds. Bases 183 to 1709 code for a protein of 508 amino acids. The transcript has 8 exons. The record is from RefSeq and is a predicted model, not a curated record.